UGAAACCGCUUUAAUUCGAAAUUAAAAGUUUAUGCACAGGCAAUUCUACGAUUCCGAACGGUGCGGAUCUGAUGAUGUGGCUGUUCCGAAGUGGAGAUAUGCAGCAGCCAGAUCCUCGUCCUUGCAAUGGGCCAGCUAUAGUGUCAGCGGACGCGCCCACCGCACAAGUCGCCACAAAUAAUGUGUUCAAUGAAGCGUCCAGGAAAUCUGGUAUAGCCAAUUGGCUGUGGAACCUGACAGGGCGUCGCCGGCAACGCCGAGAGAAGAUGGGUGACCCCGGUGGAGAGAUGCAGGUGAUGCUGACCACACCAGACAGAGUUAAUUCCGGAGACGUGUGUCUAUUGACCGAGAGCCCUUAUAGAAUAUUGAGGGCUGCAGAAAGCGGUAAUGUCGAGGAUUUUAUGCGCCUUUACAUUGGCGAUCCAAACCGCCUGACAGUGCAAGACGUGCGCGGGCGCAGCGCCGCUCAUCAAGCCGCAGCGCGAAAUAACACCAAUAUUCUGCAAUUCAUCAAGACCUAUUCUGGCGAUUUGAACGUCCAAGACAAAGCUGGAAACACUCCACUCCACGUGGCAAUAGAAAACGACGCGCUUGAUGCAAUUCACUUCCUUUUGGACGCGGGCGUCUUAACAGAUGUGCUGAAUGGAAGACAGCAAGCACCAAUACAUUAUGCUACUGAAUUAAACAAGGUGGCCGCGCUUCAAGCAUUUGCAAAGUACAAGAAAUUAUUCGACGCGGACCUUGGUGGAGAGCACGGUCGUACCGCGCUGCACGUCGCUGCUAUACACGACCACGACUUGUGUGCCCAGAUUCUGAUAUCCGAUUUAAAUGCGGAGUCGAAACGCCCUUGCAACAACGGAUACUACCCAAUUCACGAAGCGGCCAAGAACGCUUCAUCCCGGACCAUGGAAGUAUUCCUGCAGUGGGCAGAGUCCAAAGGCUGUACCAGAGAGCAAAUGCUAUCCCUGCAUGAUAACGAGGGCAAUGUGCCCCUGCAUUCCGCGGUCCACGGCGGCGACAUAAGGGCCGUAGAACUGUGCCUCAAAUCUGGGGCAAAAAUUUCUACGCAGCACCAUGAUUUAUCUACGCCAGUUCAUCUUGCCUGCGCUCAGGGUGCACUUGAGAUCGUGAAACUGAUGUUCACAAUGCAACCAAAAGAGAAAAUGGUGUGUCUAAAUUCGUGCGACGUUCAAAAAAUGACACCCAUACAUUGCGCAGCCAUGUUUGACCAUCCUGACAUUGUUAGUUACCUCAUUUCUGAGGGAUCAGACAUAAAUCCAUUGGACAAGGAAAGGCGAUCACCCCUGUUGCUGGCCGCCUCCCGGUGCGGCUGGAGAACCGUUCAUUUAUUGAUGGAACUUGGCGCUAAUCUCGAAUUAAAGGAUAUCAACAUGCGAAAUGUUUUACAUUUGGUCGUAAUAAAUGGGGGACGACUUGAGGAUUUUGCUAAAAAAUGCAAAGAACGUAGUGAGAGGAGUCUGGAAGUCCUCUUAAAUGAAAAAGAUAAUACCGGGUGUUCCCCGCUUCAUUACGCCAGCCGUGAAGGUCACAUUAGAUCCCUCGAAAAUUUAAUCAAACUGGGCGCUUGUAUCAACCCCAAGAAUAAUAACAAUGAAAGUCCACUGCAUUUCGCUGCCAGGUAUGGCCGUUUCCACACUGUUUGUCAGUUGCUGGACUCCGAUAAAGGAACGUUUAUCAUCAAUGAAAGUGACGGUGAAGGUUUGACACCGCUUCACAUUGCGUCGCGGGAAGGGCACACCCGAGUAGUUCAUUUGCUGCUCAAUAGAGGGGCUUUGCUUCACCGAGACCACAACGGUCGCAAUCCGCUCCAUCUAGCGGCCAUGAGUGGAUACACGCAAACUAUUGAGCUCCUACAUUCCGUGCAUUCACACCUUCUAGACCAGUUGGAUAAAGAUGGCAACACCCCGCUUCACUUGGCCACGAUGGAGAACAAACCGAAUUCCAUAGCGCUUCUGCUUUCAAUGGGAUGUCGCCUCGGCUACAAUAGGCGUGAAAUGAGUGCUAUUGACUACGCUAUAUAUUACAAAUUCCCUGAAGCUGCUCUCGCAAUGGUCACUCAUGAAGAAAGGGCUCAAGAAGUAAUGGCCCUACGAUCUCAUCGCCACCCCUGCGUGACCUUAGCAUUGAUAGCUUACAUGCCCCGUGUGUUUGAAGCAGUUCAAGAUAAAUGUAUCACUAAAGCCGACUGCAAGAAAGAUUCUAAGAGUUUCUAUAUCAAAUACUGCUUCUCCGCCCUAUGUCCUCCGUUAAAACCUGAGGAUGGGAAUAAGAAACCGGAUAGCGCUAUAAAAUCACCAUUACCAGCCCUAAACGCAAUGGUAGCUCAUGGUCGCGUUGAAUUAUUAGCACAUCCGCUCAGCCAAAAAUACUUGCAAAUGAAAUGGAACUCGUACGGAAAAUACUUUCAUCUGACCAAUUUGUUAUUCUAUUGCAUAUUUCUUGUGUUUGUGACCCUCUAUGGCUAUCUCUUAAUGAAAGGACCGUCUGAUACUAAGAAACAGAUGAAAAACGUAUCGGAAGUUAUAAACGAAACACUAAGCGGUGAAUUUGUGCUCGAGAAUGAAAAUAAUACGAACAACAACAUAAGUAAAAUAACAAUAUUUCCGUUCACCUUUGCAUUCGAAACCAUGGUAGCAUUCUACGUAAGCAGGGUUACGAUCCUGUCCUACAACUGUGUUUGCCUGAUUCGAGAGCUGUAUAACAUAAAGCAACAGAAAUGGCAUUACCUUGCUGAUCCAUCCAAUUUUGUUUCCUGGAUAUUAUACGUCAGCUCCACGCUGAUGGUUUGCCCCACCUUAGCUUCUCAUUCGACUGAUCUGCAGUAUUCUGCUGCAUCGAUAACUAUGUUUUUAUCCUGGUUUGGACUACUUCUGCUCUUACAACGCUUCGACCAGAUCGGAAUCUACGUAGUGAUGUUCCUGGAAAUCCUACAAACUCUGAUCAAAGUGCUAAUGGUCUUUUCCAUUUUAAUUAUUGCAUUUGGAUUGUCAUUCUACGUACUGCUGUCAAAAGUUGGUUUGGCUCUUACGGGAAAUCAUCUGUCUUUUGGAAGCAUUCCCAUGUCGCUGUUGAGGACAUUUGCCAUGAUGCUUGGUGAAAUUGAUUUCGUUGGUACAUAUGUGCAACCGUACUACAAAUCUGAAUCUGAAGUGUUUCUACCAUAUCCUUUAAUGACGUUUGUAAUACUAGGACUUUUCAUGGUACUCAUGCCAAUUCUGCUAAUGAAUCUGCUCAUCGGUUUGGCUGUUGGUGACAUUGAGAGCGUUCGGCGAAAUGCUCAGUUGAAGCGUUUAGCUAUGCAAGUUGUCCUGCACACGGAGCUGGAAAGAAAACUACCCGCUUUUAUUUUGGAGAAAGUAGAUAAAUCUGAGGUGAUUGAGUAUCCCAAUACUAGCAAGAGUAAACUGGGUUUCCUCGACACUCUUUUGCGUAAGUGGUUCUGCAAUCCUUUUACCGAAGACGCUGGUUUGGAUCUUGUACUUGAGAGCAGUGAUGAUUACAUGGCAUGUCAAUUAGAGAAACAAAAAUUUCGGCUCCGUGAAAUAAGUCGUGUAGUGGAACAACAGUACAUGUUACUGAGGCUUAUUGUGCAGAAAAUGGAAAUAAAAACUGAGGCGGAUGAUGUGGAUGAAGGAAUCAUACCAGGCGAGUCUCGCUUUCCCCGCUGGAACUCCCCUCGGCUCCGCCAGAAUGCUCGCCCUCCAACUAACACCAAUAGGGUCGGCUGAUGGUACAUUUUAAAUACACCUAACCGUAACUUAGUACUUUGUACAAAUUUACAUACAAUACGGUAGGCUGUACCUGAAAAAUAAACGGUUGGACCGUCACGCGUCUAAACAGACAACCGGCAUGUUAAAUAAUAAAUGAUAAUGAAAUGAUUUAAAUAUAUUAUAUUAUCUUGAUAUAAAUUUUAAAAUACAAUCGCUUUCUCUACAUACUGUUAGUACCCCAUAAUGAGAGAAGAACAAACAAAAAAAGUGUAAAAAAUCUUCGUAUCUCAAGUCUGACAGCCAUUUGAGAUAUUAAGAUGCUAUUUUCAUCUGAAAUAAUACCUCUCAUUAUGGAAUACCUUUAUAAAACAAUUAAGUAUUUCUUCUAUCUAUUAAUUCCUCCUUAGUUUCCAUAGUAGUGACCAUCUUACACAAAAAAUAUAAAAAAAGUAGAUUUAGUGUAGAUGUGUAAUUUAAAUAAAUGUUAAAAAUAAGUAUAUUGCAUGUUAUGUCAUGUAAAAUUAAGAUGUAUUUUAAAAUGAUUUUAGUAUUUUAUUAAAAAAAUAUGUAUUUUAAUGAAUAUUUUAUUAUAAAUGUUAUUUUUUAUCUAGAUAUUAUUAAUGUUAUAUUACCAGAUCUUCUUUCAUGCUUUCGUUCAUUUUGUAUGAAAAACAAAAACAUCAAAAAUAAGAAAAGUAGAACAUUAGUAAUUAUAUAAACAGUAAAAUAUUUAUAAUAUAAUUGGCCCAGCGCGACCGUGGUAAAAUAAUCCUUAAAUGUUACAUGUUGAUAUGACCUUGUGCUGCGUACAAAUGUUUCUGGAAACAUUUGAUUAUUUUAAACCCCUUAAGAGUUCUUCUUAAUUAUGACAAGUAGAAAGCAUAAUAAAAAAGUAAAAAAAAAGUAUUGUAAAUAACAGAUCAUAUUAGUAUUAGAGAUAAAUGAUUGAUAAUGAUUAUUAUUAAUAAAAUGAAUAUAUAUUACAAAAAAAAAUUAGAAUUUUUAUAUUAUGUGGAUAUUCAUGUUUGGGUGUGCCUUUGUAGAGAAUGUAUUUUUGAGAGAACGAUUAUUAUACGUGGAUUUGUGAUAAGCGAACUCUAAGUUCUUUGUAUUUUAAAAAAAGCUUUUCGGUGUUUUUAAUUUUGAGAAAAUUAAUACCAUUUAUCACGCUGAAAAAAAAAUCACGACUCGAAUCAUAUAAAUAAGAAUAAGUGUUUACAAUAAUAAAAAAUGAAAAAAAAAAAGCAUAACUUUAGACAAAAAUGAAACACUUCACGAAAUUUUAAAUAAGAAUAAUAUAUGUAACGAUAACACUUUUAGUUUAAGGUAAAUGUCUAGAAAUUAUAAAGACAUCAUUAUUGUAGGUUCAAUGAAGUAAAUAAUAGUAUAUAUUAUUUGUAGAAUUAUGGAAGUAUAAUUGGCCUCUUAUAUUUUUAAUGUUAAAAUGUAUUAUAUUAUAAAAUAUGUACCUUCUUUAUGUCCGGCCAGUUUGAUAGAGAAUCAAAUGAAUUAUAACAUUGGACAUAAUAUGUUGUUUAUUUUUUGGAAAAUUGUAAAAAUUACAAUUUAUUCAUCUGAACAUUCACGAGAUAAAUGAUAUGUCAUUAGAUAUAAUCCUUUUAAAACCCUUAAUUCAUGAUAUUCGUGUUUUAGGUAUCAUUGAUGUUAAUUAAAAAAUAGAAUGUAGUUGCCAAAUAUUAUACCUGAUACAUACGAAUUAUAUUAAAAUUACAUUGUAAUAUUAAACUUAAUAGUAAUUUAGUCAUAAAUGAUAUUUGUUUAUUUUGUCUAGUUGUUUGUAUGUCGUCAAUUAAUGUCUAAAUGUUAUACAAUUGUGGUGUUGUACAAAACUGAAUUUAAAUGUAAGAGCUUUUAGAUUGGUGUCUGUUAUCGAUGUAAUUUUAUUUAGAUUAAGUACAUUUCCUUUAAAUUAUUAGCUUUAUGGAUCAUUAUUAAUCUCUUCUUUGUACGCUCUCUUUUCGCGUGGAUGAUAACAAGCUGUAACAUCAACUUAAUGAAAACUAAAACAAGACAAUCUUUAUUCUUGAUUAUAUUUUUCGAAAUUGAUCACUUAAAGUAAACUCAUUUCCUCGGCUACAUAUUUCUUUGUCAUCAUCUUAAAUUAUUAAGAGAGCACACGAAAAGAUGUAAGUCAGUGUUAAACUUUAAGCGUGAGAUAGUCUUAUAUUGAGUGUAUUCUUUCAUUAUUCGUUGAUAUACCUAAGAAUAAAUGUAAUUUAAUGUUACUAACAAUGAAUGUCGUAGAAAAAUAUGUGUCAUAUUUAUAAAGUUAGUAGUUUUAUUUAAACAUAUAUAUUAUUGUCUCUUUUUUAUACUUUUGCUCAGUCGUCAGCCAAAUCAGCUUUUGCCGGUUUAAAAGUUUUCCUAUGUUGUUUAAAAUAUUGUAUUUUAAUUUAAUACUUACUAAGUCGUCGAGCACAUUAAAAUAAGUUUAAAUUAUUUGUAUAUUCUAGUCUU
Messenger RNA from Colias croceus (clouded yellow), 6209 nucleotides. RefSeq names its product transient receptor potential cation channel subfamily A member 1 (gene TrpA1). The record is from RefSeq and is a predicted model, not a curated record. Gene Ontology annotation, biological process: monoatomic ion transport; transmembrane transport. The transcript is spliced from 22 exons. Gene Ontology annotation, molecular function: protein binding; monoatomic ion channel activity. Gene Ontology annotation, cellular component: membrane. NCBI's taxonomy places the organism in Eukaryota, Metazoa, Arthropoda, Insecta, Lepidoptera, Pieridae. The coding region runs from base 72 to 3749 and encodes 1225 amino acids.